AAAAAAAAACAAAUAAAAACAUGAGAUUCAUAGGGCAGCAUGAAUCCCUUCUUCAAUGUCCUAACAACAAAAUCUGAGGUUCUUCCCCUAAUGGUACUUGUCCAAUCCUCCAAAUUCUCUCUCCCUUCCUCUUCUCCUCAGACAACCUCCUUUCUUCUCGAACCUAAUUCUCUCUCUUUAGCCUUAAUGCACUCUGAUUCUUCUCUCUCUCUCUUUCCUUCUCUUCCAUUUCCUUCCCCCUUUUCUCUCCUCUCCAAACCCCAAACCCUAAUCCCUCCUCCCUCCUCUUCCUUCUCCUUCCUCCUCCUCCACCACCACCACCUCCCUCAUCCCAGAGUUCUCUUCCUUGUUGCUGCCCCACAUAAGGGUGGCUCCCAGAUCCUUUUCAGGUUUUAUAUUCUGAACUCUAACAAUGGUUUUAGUAAGGCUCAAGUUGUUUGCAACCAGAAGGGACUUGGGUUUGAUUCCAAGUUUGGAGUUUUAGUGGAUGUCAAUCAUGGGGUUUCGAUAAAGAUUGUUGGGUCUAUUAAUUUUUUCGCCAUGUAUUCAGUUUCUAACCGUAAGGUUUGGGUUUUUGCAUUGAAACCCAUUGGUGAUGGUGAUGGUGUUGGGGAUGCUGUUAAAUUGAUGAGGUGUGCUGUCAUUGACUGUUGUCUGCCGGUUUGGUCCAUUAGUAUCUCUUUUGGGUACUUGAUUCUCGGGGAGGAUAAUGGAGUUAGGGUUUUCAAUUUGCGGCAUCUUGUGAAAGGGAAUGUCAAGAGAGUUAAGAGUUCAAAUUCAAAUGGUAAUUUGGAUUCUAAUGGGAGAUUGGAUAGUAAAGGAUUGAGAUUGCCCAAUGGAGUGAUUGGAGGUGAUCGUCACUGUGGUUCAACUGCUUGCAAUGGUUUAUUGGAUGGGAAGAUUGAUAAGCACUGUGUUUCAGUCAAGAAUAGGUCUGUAAGAUGUAGACAAGAUUCUGGUGAAGGGGGUGCAAUUUUUGUGGCCUUUAAAAGCAAGGAGGUUGAGAUCUCAAAAUCAACUGCGAAAGCUGUUUCCAUCCAGGCACUGUCCCCCAAAAAGUUCAUGAUUUUGGACUCUACUGGGGACUUGCAUAUUUUGUGCCUGUCUAACCCUGUUGGUGGAUCAAACAUCAGGUCUAACUUGAUGCAUUUGCCUCAGAGUAUGAAAGUGCAAAAGCUGGCUGUUCUUCCUGAUAUUUCGUCAAGAAUUCAAACUUUCUGGAUAUCAGAUGGAUUCCAUUCAGUGCACAUGAUGACAGCAUCAGAAACUGAUCCUGUUAUUGAAAAUGAUGGAGAGGAGAGUAAGGAAAAAUUGAUGCAAAUAUCAGUCAUUCAAGCAAUAUUUGCUGGUGAAAAGAUACAAGAUCUUGUUCCAUUGGCUGCAAAUGCCUUCCUGAUUCUUGGACAAGGAACUGUAUGGGCUUAUGCAAUUCCCUGAAGUUACUUGGAGUAUCUCUUUUAUAUUGGAAGUCUAUUUUCCAGGUCAUGUUAGAUGAUUGUCACAGUUUUAUGGAUUCCUGGAUCAAUGCUCUCGUAUGGUGAGUGUUCUGAGCUAUUUUUGCUGUUUCAUUUAAAAAGGUGAAAUCAGAAGCAGUUGGAUGCUUGUCAUGGAGUUUUGGAUCUUGAAAGCCAGGACUAUGCGACAACUCGAAGCCUCUUGUGCUGUACAUCCAGCUUCCAUGAGUUGAAGAGGAUUUGAUGCAGGCUUAUGGUUUUUAUCUGAUUUGGUCCCUGCAGAGUCCACAUUAUGUCUGAUUUUGUUUACCAGAGGACCGAAGGAAUCGUGAAGAUGGAUUAAGAUGGGACAUGUCGGGUUGAUGUACUGUUGCAAUACAUGAUUCAGUUGUUUAAUUGUCAAGAUGAGGGUUUAUUGCCCACGUAAACAUGUAGCUUGAGUUAUGCAUUUCUGUCUUCCAUUUGUUGAGAUGUGAGAGUCUAUAUUGACUUGUGUUUGUUUCUGAUAAACCUAGACUUCCGCCGUGAUUUUACAUACAAUGUUGUUUAAUAAUGCAAUCUUAUGUGUUUGUCUUA
Messenger RNA from Manihot esculenta (cassava), 2030 nucleotides. RefSeq lists its product as uncharacterized. Lineage: Eukaryota; Viridiplantae; Streptophyta; Magnoliopsida; Malpighiales; Euphorbiaceae. The record is from RefSeq and is a predicted model, not a curated record. The transcript has 7 exons. The coding region runs from base 40 to 1437 and encodes 465 amino acids.